Molecule: messenger RNA, 1779 nt
Organism: Fusarium tjaetaba
Lineage: Eukaryota; Fungi; Ascomycota; Sordariomycetes; Hypocreales; Nectriaceae
Exons: 1
Coding region: 1-1779 (592 amino acids)
Source: RefSeq, a predicted model, not a curated record
AUGGCGACAUGCAGUGCCACAAAGGCGGGGUCACCUCCAGGGCUCGAUAUAUUCAAAACUCCGGAAAAUGCCAUGUUCUAUUCAGCGAACCUGUACCAGAGUCUCGACAAAAGCAAGCAGGAAAUUCGACUUAUCGAAAUAUCUACACAAACUGACGAUGAUGGUAUACUUGAGAGCAAGUUACUCCCUGCGACGUUGUUAGCCGACGCUCGAAAACAGUAUUUAGCUUUAUCCUAUUGCGCAGGAGACCCGACAGACACAAAGGAAAUCCUGGUAAACGGAGUCAGGUGUAAUAUCUUUGCGAACUUGCAUCAUGCACUGGUACUCGCUCGUCAGUAUUGGAUUCGAUCGUCUGGGGAAGGACCACUUCGAAUUUGGAUCGAUCAGUUAUGCAUCAAUCAGCACGAUUUAAGUGAGAGGUCGCACCAAGUCGGCUUCAUGAGAGACAUCUACCAGUCCGCGGAACGAACUCUGGCUUGCUUAUCGACACCAACAACUAGUGGCGAGGGACUGAAAUGGUUCACCGACUUGUGUGACGCUGUCACUUUUCAACAAGACGAUGGGUCAUUGCAAGGCAACAGAGAAGGCGGAUUAGGUACUCAAGAGGGGGCUGAAUCCCAAAAGGUAAUCCGUGACAGUGACAGACUGUCCGACACCUCCAAAUUUAAGCGUUAUGGGGGUUUUACAGACCAACAGCUCCGCGUACUAAGCUAUCUCUUGGACCGCACCCGCAUGGACAAGUUUGUGAACGGGUGGAUUGCAUUCUGCGACCUGCUUAGUAGUCCCUGGUGGAAUCGAGCCUGGAUCUGCCAGGAAUUCAUAGUAUCUGGACAGGUCAGCUUCAUGUUCGGACACUAUUCCGCCUCAUGGGAGCGGUGCUGGGAGGUCCUGCAAGACUUUUGCGAGAUACACGGACGCCUUUUGAUGAACCGGAAUCUUUUUCUCCUCACCACCGGGCUUCCGAUAGAUGGUCCCGAGGCUCGCCAACUUCGUCACAUCCACGACAUCGUUCAGGACAGAGACCUCCAUCGCCAAGUCGACCAUGUGCGCAACGCAUUGGGGAUGAAGAUCCGCUGGAGCGGCAGCAUGGACAUCAAGACUCUAUUAUCACACUCUCGAUCUUGCAAGUCCUCCGAUGAUCGUGAUCGAGUAUAUGCUAUGCUCGGCUUGGCUUCGCCAGGAUACAGCAUCUUUCCUGACUAUUCAAAGGACUUGAGUGCAAGCGAGGUCAUGAUAAUGACUACCAGAGCGAUAAUCGAAAAGGAAGACAGUCUAGGUAUCCUAGCACAAGCUACCAGAUUGGUUCAACGUAAGAAUCUCGACGUCCCUUCCUGGGUGGCCGAUUGGAGCAGUACCGAAGCCGCGGACAUGGAUUUUGGUGAGAGCCAGGCUCACAGCUGGAGCCUCAUGCCCCAAGAAUCUCCACGAUGUGCUUUCGAAACCAUCACAGACCCAAACGACCAGACGCAAGCGCACGUCCUAAGGGUUUAUGGCACAUUCAUUGCAAGAAUCAAGGUGGGCAUGAAAACAUGGCCAGAUGCGGAUUUUGACAGCGCCGAAGGAUGGUUUGGCAACGCUCUUAUCUCCAUUGCGGAUGGAGAUGAAAUAUGGAUCUUACAGGGGCUAAGGGUACCCAUUAUCCUGCGGCCAUACCGUGAUGGGUACCGGGCUGUUAGCUGUGCCUUUAUCGCGAAGAGGCGGCCUCAAGAUGUUUCUGGGACACCGCUGUGUAUCCCUGAAGAGGCAAGUUCGGAUAGGAGACGCAUAAUAUUGUACUAG